CCUGGUGGUUCUGGUGGCCCUCAACAUGCUGCUGUUCUACAAGCUGUACUCUCUGGAGCGGGCCGCUCACACCCUGGAGAGAUGGCACUCCUACUCUGUGACUGACAGUCCGUUGCCUCAGACGGCGGGGGAGUGGGCUCAGGUUCUGCACCUGCAGAGGCGGUUCCAUCAGGCCCAGCUCAGCAAGUGGCAGCAGAUCCUGCAGUCCUCCGUCACACUCCUGGACCAGGUGAGUGCACCUGUCUCAGUCCUGGACCAGAUGAAGCAGUCGUUGGAGAAGCUCCACCGGAACAUCGUGGUCCCGGAGGUCCAGCAGGACCCCUCAGAUGAGACCCCCACAGAGUCCCUGACUGAAGCCUGAGGGGUUCAGAACCACCCGGGCCAAUUCUGGACCUGAACCCGUCUGUAGUUUCUGCAGGUGGACUACACUACCCACAAUCCUCCUGUCCUGACUGACUUGAAGACCUCCAGCUUCGACCGGACCGGAGCUCCAGAACCACAGCAAUAAUCCUGCAUCCCACCUGAACACAAUGCACAGAACCGGGUCACAGGUGGGCCCGGUCGCACCGCCCGCCAAUCAUUUCAACCCACCACAGACCCCGCCCCCCUACUCCUCCUCGACCCGGGACGGGACGGGACCGGACCAGGACCAGGACCACAGCAGUAUUUAUUAUUACCUCUGAAGUCUCGUCUCUGAGGUGUCGUGACGCUGCGCUCUGAUUGGCUGUUUGACCAAGAGAUGAAAAAACCCGGUUUCAGCAAUAAUGAGAACGGUUCUGGUUCUGUUCAUGAAUGUUUAAGUGUGUGUGUGUGUGUGUGUGUGUGUGUG
Messenger RNA from Austrofundulus limnaeus, 829 nucleotides. Its product is annotated as GRAM domain-containing protein 1A. NCBI's taxonomy places the organism in Eukaryota, Metazoa, Chordata, Actinopteri, Cyprinodontiformes, Rivulidae. Gene Ontology annotation, biological process: intracellular sterol transport. The record is from RefSeq and is a predicted model, not a curated record. Gene Ontology annotation, cellular component: endoplasmic reticulum membrane; endoplasmic reticulum-plasma membrane contact site; plasma membrane. Gene Ontology annotation, molecular function: cholesterol transfer activity; cholesterol binding.